GACACGCACCAUCGGCCCAAGAGAGGGUGGAUUUGGAAUCAGUUCUAUGUUCUGGAGGAACACAUUGGCCCAGAGGCUCAGCAUGUCGGAAAGCUACAUUCUAAUUCAGACAAAGGCGAUGGGUCAGUGCGUUACCUGCUCUCAGGGGAAGGUGCCGGCACCAUAUUCAUCAUCAAUGAGGUCACCGGUGACAUCCAUGCUACCAAGAGCCUGGACAGGGAGAAGAAGAGCCACUAUGUCCUCCAUGCCCAGGCUAUCGACCGGCACACCAGCAGAGCCGUAGAGCCGGAGUCGGAAUUCAUCAUCAAGGUCCAGGAUGUUAACGAUAAUGCGCCCAAGUUCCCCGAUGGCCCCUUUACAGCCUCCGUGCCGGAGAUGGCGGAUAUCGGUAUCAUUAGGACUGCCUUGGCCAACAUGGACAGAGAGACCAGGGAGUUCUACACUGUCAUCAUCCAAGCCAAAGACAUGGCUGGCCAGGUGGGAGGUCUGUCUGGAUCAACCACCAUCAAUGUCACUCUGACGGAUGUCAAUGACAAUCCCCCCAGGUUCCCGCAGAAGAACUACCAGCUCUAUGUUCCCGAAUCAGCACAGGUUGGCAAAGCAGUGGGCAAAAUCAAAGCCAACGACGAAGACCUCGGCGUCAACGCCGAAAUGACGUACCGCAUUACCAAUUCAGAGGGAGCUGCCAUUUUUGCGAUCUCGACUGACAGUGACAAGAAAGAAGGCGUUAUCUUGCUAAAAAAGCAUCUGGACUAUGAGAAGAAGAAGGCGUACACUCUUCACAUUGAGGGGAUCAACACCCACCUGGACUCCCGAUUUUCCCACCUGGGCCCUUUUAAGGACACCACCUCUCUGAAGAUCAUCAUAGGAGACGUGGACGAGGCGCCGCUGUUCUCCAUGGACUAUUACAUCCUGGACGUCUACGAGAACGCCCCCGCGGGGACCGAAGUGGGCAUGGUCACCGCGCUGGACCCCGACAGUACCAAGAGCGCUGUAAGGUAUUCUAUUGACCAAACCAAUCAUGCAGACACGAGUUUCAGCAUUGAUGCCAACACUGGGCGUAUAACCACUAAGCAAACGCUUGACAGGGAAGAGGCUGCCUGGCACAACAUCACAGUGAUGGCAUCGGAGAUCGAUAAUCCCAGCCUUGUCAGUUAUGUUCCGGUCACAGUACAAGUGUUGGAUGUGAAUGAUAAUGCGCCGUAUAUUGACACCGAAUAUGACAUCAUUGUGUGUGAAUCCUCCAGGGUCGGCCAAGUGAUUCAAACGAUUAAGGCCACAGACAAAGACAACUUUGCGAAUGGACACUUCUCCUUCUCUCUGCCCAGUGACCCCCCGGGGAACCCCAAUUUCACCCUGAAGGACAACGAAGACAACAGCGCGAGCAUCGUGUCGCAGCGGCGCGGCGGCUUCAGUCAGACGGAGCAGGAGCUGUACCAGCUGGCCGUGGAGGUGUGGGACGGCGGCGAGCCGGCGCUGGGCAGCGUCAGCACCCUGGCGCUGCGCGUGUGCCCGUGCCAGCGGGGCGGCCGGCUCCGGGCCUGCCAGGCGCAGGCCUUCCUGUCCUCCGCCGGACUCAGCACCGGGGCCCUCGUCGCCAUCCUCCUCUGCAUCGUCAUCCUGCUGGCCAUCGUGGUGCUGUUCGUCACCCUGCGCAGCAAGAAGAGCAAGAAGGAGCCGCUCAUCAUCUCCGAGGAGGACGUGCGGGAGAACGUGGUGACGUACGACGACGAGGGCGGCGGCGAGGCGGACACCGAGGCCUUCGACAUCGUGGCGCUGCGGAACCCGGCCGCCGCCGAGGAGCUCCGCCUCCGCCGGGACGCCCUGGCCCAGGCCUGGGAGGUGGCCGCCGCCGCAGCCGCCGCCGCCGGGGCCAGCUGCACGUCCCUCAUCCUGGACGAGGAGGACAUCCACAGGGUCAUCAGGGAGAGGGUGGUGGCGGCCGACCGGGACAUGAGAGGCCCGCCGUACGACUCGCUCCAGACGUACGCCUACGAGGGCCACGGCUCACUCACCGGCUCCAUCAGCUCGCUGGACCUCCCCACCGUGCCGUCCGAGCUGGACCCAGCGGAGCUGGACGACUGGGGCCCGGAGGUCCACACGCUGUCCAUCCUUUUUAGGGAGCACGACAACGAGCACAACCCCUGACAUCAAUCACUGUUUGAUAUGAGGCCAGGCACAACAACAACUAAAGACACAAAGAAGUACUUUUUGUUACCAUCCGACUCAUUUCCUAAUGAGAGGAUUCAGCAGAGACUCUGUUUUUUAAAACUGUGCAGAUUUGUUCACUUUUGAUGUACCAUUGACUGUUCUUUUUCACUAGGUUCUACAAGUGGAAGGAAACAUGUGUUUUUCGAUUAAAAAGCACACAAUUAUGUAAAAAAUAUC
Molecule: messenger RNA, 2388 nt
Organism: Sardina pilchardus (European sardine)
Lineage: Eukaryota; Metazoa; Chordata; Actinopteri; Clupeiformes; Clupeidae
Product: cadherin-18-like
Exons: 10
Coding region: 376-2148 (590 amino acids)
Biological process (GO): cell-cell adhesion mediated by cadherin; calcium-dependent cell-cell adhesion; homophilic cell-cell adhesion
Cellular component (GO): plasma membrane; adherens junction; catenin complex
Molecular function (GO): cadherin binding; calcium ion binding
Source: RefSeq, a predicted model, not a curated record